CCAACCUUAUAAUCUAGCCGUUACAAGCACCGCAUAUUUUGCUUACCUGGCUAUCCCAAAUUCAAAAACCCACCAAAUCCCUCUUUAUUAUAGCAUACAAAAACAAUUCGACCGUUGUUGCUUCUCUAUUCCCUUUCACCAAAACUACAACAAAUCACACUAACUGUUUCAGAGUGACGACGACAACAGCGAUAAUGUCUAUUCAGUUCGAAUUCAAGGAGGAAGAUAUGGCUAUUGACGAGGGAAUUGGGUACCCAAAAGCCUAUGCAAAGCUGUGUAGAGAUCGUGGAGCUGCUGGUUCUUACAGCCAUGGCCCUCCCUUCACUUUUAUUCCAUUUGCAAUGCAACACCAUGAGAUUAUGAGAGCAAAGCAAUUAGAACAAAUGUUCCCAAUUAUUGAUCCAAAAGCAAAGCCAACAGCCAAGCCCAAGAUCUUUUUCAAUCUCUUGUGGAAGCAACUCAAUCACUUGGGGAAUGCUGGUUUCGAUCCUGCAGUAAUUCGAGUUGAUCCAUAUGGAAAUGUUCUGUAUUUGCAUGCUGAUAAGGCCUCUCCUCUUGCAUGGGACAUUGACCAUUGGUUUCCUUGCCAAAGGGGAGGAUUAACUGUUCCAAGUAAUCUGAGGAUACUACAAUGGCAAGUGUGUAAGAAAAAGCAUAACAAGUUAGAAUUUCUCAUUCCAUGGUGGGAUCUUCAGUUGGGAAUUUCAGUUAAUCAGUUUAUCUCCAUAUUUGCUUCUUCGAAUUCAGAUUUCAGGCAUAGGGCAUUUUCAUUUUUAUUUCCAGAGGGAGAAAAUGAAGAAUUAAAUGCUUCACAGACUGUGGAAUCACAUUCAUUUCCACAACAUUUUAUUGAAUCAAAAGAGCAACUAGGCCUUGCUCCAGCCGCCCUUGUUUUAUCUCGAAGAGAGUCUUAUGAUUCUACAUUGGCUUUGAGAUCACUGGAUUACAAUAGGCAGAUAAGGCCACAUUCUCCUGCAAUUGCUGCUAAAAAAGUAAAGCCUUGUGAUUUGAAAGAAAAUGAGAACCCAGACUUCGUUUCAAAUCCAUAUCAAGCCAUUGUCAUGGCCAGGGACUCUCUGAAGCAAAGGGAGGAGGCUCAUAAGAUGCAAACUGAAAUACAGAAAUUGGAUGAGGAAGUUAAUGAGAUGAGGCAAAAGAACGACGAGGAAAAGCUUGCUAUUCAGGACUUGGAGUUGGCACUCGUAAAGCGUAGAAGAAGGGCAGAAAAGUGCAGGCGUCUAGCAGAGGCGCAAUCUUCAUAUAGGACUAUGCUAGAGAAAAUGAUUAGAGAUGCUAUGCACCAGAGUGUUGUUUAUAAGGAACAAAUAAGACUAAACCAGGCUGCAAGUAAUGCACUCAUGGCAAGGCUGGAAGCUCAAAAAGCAAUUUGUGAUAACUCAGAGAAAGAACUUCACAAGAAAUUCAAACAAAGAGAUGAACUUGAGAAACAGAUUAGGCCUGAAUGGGGACAUGCAAGAAAGAGAUCAAGAAUGGAUGAUACCUUAGUUGAAGACAGAGACCAUAAAGCUAUUCUUUAUUUGCCAGGAACAGGAUCCAGGCCAAGAACACCUCUGCACAAGGAGCUCAGAGUAUUUCUAGAGGAGGAACAGAAAGCAUCUGAAGAAGCUGCCUUAUCUGCCAGUGAAGUUGGGAAGCAUGAAGCAAUCGAAGAGGAACUCGAAAAACAUGCAAAAAGAAUCAUUAGAGAGGAUCCUGAUAAGCAUAACAAAUUGAUUAUUGCCUUGGAGAACGAAAUCUCGAUCGAGCAUAAGCUUCAAGCAUUAGAGAUAGGAGACCGGAAGAGAGACAAAUUUCAGUUCCCACUUAAUAGAGAACAAGAAAUAGAGGAAGAUGAAGAGAGCAGGAAACAACGUGGAAAAGGAAAUGUAGAAAGGUGGCUACAAAUGCUGCUAGAGAACUCUCAAGUUGAGAUUGAACCUGACAACUCAAACAGCCUUGAAAAGUGCAGGAACGAUGAUAUAAUCACAAAGCUGAAUCAAAAGUUCCCACAGCAGGAGACCAGGAGUUCAAAGUAUCCAGGAUUUGACAAUAGCAAGGCUUUAAUGCAUGUUCCUCGGAAAAAUCAGCCAACAAUAAUCCAAGAGAAGGACAAAGGAAAGAAGAUAGAAGAAAUCGAUGAGCUAGUAGAAGCAAACAAAACACUGAUUUGUAAAGAAAAUUCAAGCGAAGCAGGUGUUGAAGGGAUUGAAAGUAAGGACUUUGAAGGGAAAGAAAAGAUAGAGACUAGAAAAGAAAGAAUGCUUGUGAGGUCCGAAAGUGCCAGAACCUUGCGGCGUAUCCCAUCUUCUCCUUUAAUCCUGGGUAUGAGAAAGGGAGUGGAGUGCAUGAUAAAGCGGCCGAUGGUUACUGGUGAUGACGACCUCUAUGAGGAGCAUGCUGCAGGAAACAGCUUCAUCAAGUCAUCCAUCAAGACUAUCAAGAAAGCAGUGAAAAUCUGAGACUCGAGGUUCAUAUGUUCAAUGUUAAUGAUGUGUAUAAUAUCUACAAUAUUUCAUUUUCUUUAUUCUUUUUUCAAUUCUUUUAUAGUGUGUCAUGGCUGCAUAAUUUUGUAACAUAUACUGUCUAUUAUUCUACUUAUAUUUGUGUGUGAGAUUGCUUCUGGUGAGAGAUGUAAUAACAGCUUGUUGUUAGCUUGAUUUCCUUUAUUUUCCA
Messenger RNA from Ricinus communis (castor bean), 2673 nucleotides. Its product is annotated as trichohyalin. The record is from RefSeq and is a predicted model, not a curated record. The transcript has 7 exons. Lineage: Eukaryota; Viridiplantae; Streptophyta; Magnoliopsida; Malpighiales; Euphorbiaceae. The coding region runs from base 195 to 2459 and encodes 754 amino acids.